Molecule: messenger RNA, 3254 nt
Organism: Ooceraea biroi (clonal raider ant)
Lineage: Eukaryota; Metazoa; Arthropoda; Insecta; Hymenoptera; Formicidae
Product: aminopeptidase N
Biological process (GO): proteolysis; peptide catabolic process
Cellular component (GO): membrane; cytoplasm
Molecular function (GO): peptide binding; metalloaminopeptidase activity; zinc ion binding
Source: RefSeq, a predicted model, not a curated record
UGUUUAAUAAAUUUUUUUAUUAUGAGUUUUCAAUAUGUCUAAUUUUAUCGCUCUAUAAUACUCUAAUCAUCCGUUAGAGGUUGGUUGCGAACAUUUCAAAUAUUUCUUCAAAUCUGUUUACAUUUUUCACACGUCAGCGGCUAAUAGAGCUAUUAUAUGUGUGACCUUAAACAUGUUACGUACUAUUUCUGUUUCAAUAUCAUUUCAGAUAUUCGUAUUCCUUGGUCGUGGUAAGAUAGUGUAGUGAUAUCCUUCUUGAGUAAAGAGCUGUUUGCAGUAAUAACUAAUUGUACGGAUUUCUACUUACAUCGUUACACUUUAAAAUGCAGAUAGUUGAAAUAAAACUUUGCAUCCUAUUCCUUCAACACUUUCUAUGUGGUAUAAUGUUUACUACUAUGAUAACAUGUAUACAAGGGGAACAUCAGUCUACUGAAAAUAAAUCAUAUAAGGAACUUGGUUAUCGUUUAUCAAAAGAUCAUGUAUUGCCACGACACUAUAACAUCAAGAUAAUACUUUCUGAAACGUUGGACUAUUUUGAGAAAUGCGAAAGCGAAAUUGAUAUUGAAGUUUUGAACACAACGUCAAACAUAAGGUUACACAGUUCCGAUACGAUUGAAAAAAGCUCGAUAAAGGUGCGGAAGAAGAAAAGAUAUGAUAUUUCAUAUAAACCCAUAAACAUAACCUACUGCAAGGAAGAGAAUGUUCUAGAUCUCUAUUUCAAGGACCUGUUAUCUCCUGGAAUGUAUGUUCUAGUCAUACCUUACGACAAAAUUGUUCCUUAUGCCAUGGAGGAAGAAGGUUUUAUAAAAUUUUUAUUCAACCCUGUAGAAGCAAAUUUAACGCGUACAGUGGCGUCAACAAAUAUUCAGUCUGUUGAAGCACGAAAAUGGUUUCCAUGUUGGGACGAGCCGGACUUUAAAACAACCUUUAAAUUUAUAAUCAAUCAUCCCGAGGAUUACCUGCUGUGGCCAUUCUUGCCAGAUAUAUACCAAACAUAUAGAAAAGAUGAACGUAAAAGGAAAUGGGGCUGGGUACAUUUAGAUAUUGCACACAAUAUAUCUACUUACCAAGUGAUGUUUACACUAACUGAUGUAGUGCUUAUGCCUCGCACUGAAUAUACAUCACAUCUUACAUCAACCAACCUUCACAAAGCAAAUAAGAGCAAUAGGAUAUUAAGUAGAGCUCCCGUGGAAAAUUCGAUGAAAUUUUCAGAUGUCGUGAUUGAGAAGAUCCUAAAUUUUGAGUGGUACUGCAAAAUUCUUCUAACUGAUAUCAGUAUAAAUCAACUUGCACUUCCGUCUAUGCCACAGAAUGUCGUCGCAAAAUGGAGGCUCAUUCUUUAUAGAGAAUCGCUUGUUACUGUUGAAGAAUUAGAUAGUGAGGACCAAAAACGGGAGGUAACAUUCACAGUAGCACUGGGAAUAGUAUACCAGACGAUAGAUAAUAUACUCACACCGUCAUGGUGGUCUGACUUAUGGUUGAUUAAAGGGCUUGCCGCUAUUCUUCAUAUACAAGUUCUGGAAGAGAUUUUUCCGAAAUGGCGAUUUCUGGAUUUGUUCGUGGUUCAAGUUCAGCAAGACUGUCUUCGCCUCGACACAAAUUUCAUUAUGAAGCCUCUUUCAUAUGAAGUCCAGACGUCAUCCGAAAUUAAAUCACUUUUCUCUUUUCCAAUUUAUGUCAAAGCACCUGUCAUACUACGCAUGGUACAACAUAUUAUAGGCCACGAGUUUCAAGAGAUUAUCAAGAAUUACCUUAAAUCCUACUACUAUCGAUCUCUUAGUCCUGAUUAUUUAUGGAAUAUGAUGCAAGUUCACAAGAAGAAUCCAAAACUGGGUAACUAUACCAUGAAAGAUAUAAUGGAGACUUGGAUAACACGAAAUAAUCAUCCUAUUGUAUAUGUUUAUCGAAAAGGAAGCAUAUUAUUCAUACGUCAAUCAAAAAAAGUAUUUUACAUCGAUGAUAAAGGCAAUGCCCAAGUGCUACGUCAUUGGUUACCUAUCACUUUUACUACAUGGGAGCAAUUAGACUUCAAUGAUACAACUCCUCGUGAUUGGAUAACUCCGGAUAGCAGUGAAAUAAUUGUCGAACUUAGUAAUAAUACUGGGUGGAUCAUAGUAAAUUUACAACAAACAGGAUACUAUCGUGUAAGAUAUGAUGACACGAGCUUAGAUGAAAUUGCAAAAUAUCUAACGACUAACGAAUAUGAGAAGAUUCAUGUUCUUAACCGUGCUCAAAUCAUCGAUGACACAUAUUAUUUCGUGAAGAGAGGAGUAGUCCCUUACAACAAGUUUAGGAGGCUCAUAAGAUAUUUGGGCCAAGAGAGGGAUUGCGUAGCAUGGUAUCCAAUGUUCCAAAUAUUUAGAGACAUAUCGCGUUUCUUACCAUUUGAAGAGAUCGCAACUUUAAAACGAAAGAUUGAUAUGCGCCAUAUCUUGAAAAGUUUGCUCGAAUACUUAACAUACAACGAACCUAUCGGCGAAGACGAUCUUACUAACAAUAAGUGGUUGCGCCAAGAGGCUGUAAGAUGGGCAUGUAUUUUCGGUGAAUACCAGUGUCAACAAAUUGCUAAAACUAGAUUGGAGGAACACCUAAAAGAUCCCAAAAAUCACAAACUUUCGCCGGAAUGGAGAGAAUGGACGUAUUGUAAAGGUGCGAUGAAAGUGGAUGAGAGUGUUUUGCUAAAAUUAGAAAACUUACACAUAACUGGUUCUAAACUUUUUAAUUAUCUUUCAUGCGCUAAAAAACCCCGUAUUGCUAUCGACAUUUUCUUCAAUUCAUUUCUUAGUUGGAAAGACAGAUAUCCCACUUUUUUCCAUUAUGCCAUCUUUGUAGAUUAUGCAGUGGAACAUACAGAUGAAAGCAUAAAACUUAGAAGACUUAUAGAUGUGUACAAUGCUCCAGAUUCCGUUAAACUAUUAUUUAUUGUUAUAAAUCAUUUAUUUUCUGAAGUUGAAAUUCAACAGAUGGCUGACUUUCUUGAUAAUAUAAAGGAUUUCUUGAGCAAAACAAUACUAAGUAAAAAUCUUGAUGAUGUUAUCAAAAGACGCUCGCGUCAAAUCAAGUAUCAAAAAGGCAGACUUGGAAAGUUAAAAACCUCGUAAUUGCAUCAUUUGUCAGUGACAGAUAAAGAAAAUGUGUUUAUGCAAGUGUAUUAUAAAUAUUGCCACACGUAUUUGCUCAUUAUAAGUUAGUGGUUAAUAAAUAUAUUUAGUUUAGUAGUUUAUUAGCUGAUUAGUUAUUAUAGUAUAUUAUUA